This is a messenger RNA of Oncorhynchus masou masou (cherry salmon), 1394 nucleotides long. RefSeq names its product HESX homeobox 1 (gene hesx1). Gene Ontology annotation, cellular component: nucleus. The transcript is spliced from 5 exons. Lineage: Eukaryota; Metazoa; Chordata; Actinopteri; Salmoniformes; Salmonidae. The record is from RefSeq and is a predicted model, not a curated record. Gene Ontology annotation, biological process: forebrain development; pituitary gland development; regulation of transcription by RNA polymerase II. Gene Ontology annotation, molecular function: DNA-binding transcription repressor activity, RNA polymerase II-specific; RNA polymerase II cis-regulatory region sequence-specific DNA binding. The coding region runs from base 257 to 706 and encodes 149 amino acids.
CCUUGCUAGUUUUAAUGAAAAGAAUGGCACUGGUGUUUCGUUAAAGUGAUACAAUUAGAAACGGAAUAAUUUGCCCAAAGAGAUAAUACCUUUAUGCCUUGGUCUGUUUGCAACCCCCAAAAUCCGAAUAGGGGUCUCCAAUUCAUAUGCUAAAUUUUAAGAACCUCCGGUUUUAUUUAGUGACGUAUAUAAAUCCCAGAAUCGUUAGAAAUCGUAACAUGAGCGGACAGCUUCCAGAAGAUAGUUGGUUGACACUAUGGCUAUAUCUACAGUUAGUUGCCAGAUCCGGCAGGUUGACGCACGGCCAGUUUUCACCAUAGACAGAAUCCUUGGGUUGGACUUGGACAGGCAAGAACUACGCAAUGUGUCCCUGAAGCUGUAUCGACCAUGGACAGAGUUGGAAACAACCCAACAGAGAAGUCACAUUACAGUAAAAGGAUCAUCGAAGUCUUCGUCGGAGAUUAAGAGAAAAGAAGAGGAACAUAAACUCAACUGUAAACACUUUACAGAGUCCCACAGGAGAACAUUGAAUUGGUACAUCGGGCGCAGGCCGCGGACGGCAUUCAGUAGUGCGCAGAUUGAGGGACUGGAGAGUGUGUUCCUCAUCAACUCCUACCCGGGUAUUGGCAUCAGAGAAGAAUUGGCACAGAGACUGCAACUAGAGGACAGAAUACAGAUUUGGUCCAGAACCGCAGGGCCAAGCUGAAACGUUCUCACAGAGAGUCACAGUUCCUCAUGUCUCCUCCUGCCCCAGGCUGAUAACCUCUCCUCAUCCUCCAGAUGGUGAAGCAUGAUUCAUCACUCCAGAGAACGCGUUUCCACUGCUCCAAUGCUGGCAAGCUUUACACCACUCCAGCCGACGCUUGAAAUUGCGGAUGGUGAUCUAGCCUUGUGUGUGGCAGCUUGGCCAUGGAAACCCAUUUUAUGAAGCUCCAGGCGAACAGUUAUUGUGCUGACAUGGCUUACAGAGGCAGUUUGGAACAUUGUAGUAAGUGUUGCAACCGAGGACAGAAAUAGCCGAAUCCACUAGUUUGAGGGGGUGUCCACAUACUUGGGUAUAUAUAGUCUAUCUAAUCACACACAGACCUGCUAUAUAUAUAUAUAUACACACACACACGGUUUCCUAGGAUUGAGUGUGCUAUAAAUAACAGGGAGGAGAAGGGGAGGAAUAGGAGGAGAAGAAGAAGAGGAAAGGGACACACACAGACACCUCAUGCUCUUGCAAGGCAAACGUUGGCUACUUUGAAGAAUCUAAAUUAUAAAAUAUAUUUUGAUUUGUUUAACACUUUUUGGUUACUACAUUAUUCCAUAUGUGUAAUUUAAUAGUUUUGAUCUCUUCACUAUUAUUCUACAGUGUAGAAAAUAGUCCAAAUAAAGAAAAACCCUUGAAUGAG